GACCAUCUGUAGCAGACAGAAGAAAGAGCUGCAAGUGGAGGCGAUCAGUCUGAGCAGAGUUGACUCCUCAACAGCCAUGGCUGAAGGGGGCGAGGGCGAAGACGAGAUCCAGUUCCUGCGAACUGAUGAUGAAGUUGUACUUCAGUGUGUAACCAGCAUCCAGAAGGAACAUCGUAAGUUUUGCCUGUCUGCUGAGGGUCUAGGUAAUCGACUUUGUUUUUUAGAGCCAACUUCAGAGGCCAAGUAUGUUCCACCCGACCUUUGUAUCUGCAAUUUUGUGUUGGAGCAGUCCCUGUCUGUCAGAGCACUUCAAGAAAUGCUUGCUAGUACAGGUGAAAAGGGUAACGAUGGGGCUGCUCAGGGAGGUGGCCAUAGAACUCUUCUGUAUGGCCAUGCAAUUCUACUUCGACAUUCUUACAGUGGAAUGUAUCUGGCAUGUUUAAAAACCUCAAGAUCCCAGACAGACAAGCUUGCCUUUGAUGUGGGUUUGCAAGAAGAUUCUACAGGUGAGGCCUGUUGGUGGACCAUUCAUCCUGCUUCCAAACAGAGGUCAGAAGGAGAGAAGGUACGAAUAGGGGAUGACCUGAUUCUUGUCAGCGUUUCCACCGAGAGAUAUUUGCAUCUUUCCAUUUCUAAUGGAGACACAAUGGUUGAUGCAUCCUUUAUGCAGACGCUUUGGAAUGUGCAUCCAACGUGCUCAGGCAGUAAUGUUGCAGAAGGUUUCCUCCUUGGUGGGCAUGUUAUGCGGCUGUUUCAUGGUCAUGAUGAGUGUCUGACAGUCCCAUCUACAGGUCUGAAGGGUGAACAGCCCAGGUUGGUUAACUUUGAAGCAGGAGGUGCUGAAGUCCGUGCCAGAUCAUUGUGGCGUUUGGAACCCCUUCGGAUAAGCUGGAGUGGAAGUCAUAUAAGGUGGGGACAACCUUUCCGUCUUCGACAUAUCACAACAGGACAAUAUCUAUCCUUGGUGCAGGACCAGGGCCUAGUGCUAGUGGAACGAGAAAAAUCAGACACAAAAUCCACUGCUUUCUGGUUCAGAGCAUCAAAGGAAAAGCUAGAUUCCGGUCCCAAGCGUGACAUUGAAGGGAUGGGGCCUGCUGAAAUUAAAUAUGGUGACUCAAUCUGCUUUGUCCAACAUGUUAACAGUGGGCUGUGGUUGACUUACCAGGCUCCUGAUGCUAAAUCAGCACGUCUUGGACCCCUGAAAAGAAGAGCCAUACUGCACCAAGAAGGACAUAUGGAUGAUGGUUUGACACUGCAGAGGUGUCAGCAUGAAGAAUCACAAGCUGCUCGCAUUAUUCGUAAUACAACAAGACUUUUCCGACAAUUUAUAAGGGGUCUUGAUUCUAUAAGCGGGAAGAACAGAGUGUCAGCACCCAUCGCCUUGCCUAUUGAGGAGACUGCACAGACUCUGCAGGACCUGAUUACCUACUUCAUGCCUCCUGAGGAAGAUUUGGAACAUGAGGAAAAACAAAAUAAACUCCGUUCUCUCAAAAACAGACAGAAUUUAUUCAAGGAAGAGGGCAUGCUAAUAUUAGUGUUGAACUGCAUUGACCGUCUAAACAUCUACAAUAGCGCUGCUCAUUUUUCGGAAUUUGCUGGGGAAGAAGCUGGAUCAGCAUGGAAAGAAAUCUUGAACCUCCUUUAUGAACUGCUAGCUGCCCUUAUCCGUGGCAAUCGAAGCAACUGUACUCAGUUUUCCAAUAAUCUCAACUGGUUAAUUAGUAAAUUGGACAGACUAGAAUCUUCCUCAGGAAUUCUAGAAGUAUUACACUGCAUCUUGAUUGAAAGCCCAGAAGCCCUGAAUUUGAUAGAAGAGGGGCAUAUCAAAUCAAUUAUCUCUCUGUUGGAUAAACAUGGCCGAAAUCACAAGGUUCUCGAUGUGCUAUGCUCCCUGUGUGUUUGCAAUGGAGUUGCAGUGCGUACCAGUCAAAAUCUUAUUUGCGACAAUCUUCUACCAAGAAGAGACUUACUCCUACAAACACAGAUGGUUAACAGUGUACAAAGCAUGAGACCAAACAUUUUCCUUGGAGUAAGUGAAGGUUCUGCUCAAUACAAGAGAUGGUAUUAUGAACUGUACAUCGAUCAAGUUGACCCAUUUUUAACAGCAGAACCUACACAUUUGCGUGUUGGUUGGGCUACUACAGAAGGUUACUCUCCCUAUCCGGGUGGUGGAGAAGGCUGGGGAAAUAAUGGUGUUGGUGAUGACCUCUACUCUUAUGGAUUUGAUGGCCUCCAUCUGUGGUCAGGGCGUGUUCCCAGAGCUGUUGCAUCUAUAAACCAGCACUUGUUAAUGUCAGAUGAUGUUGUAAGCUGCUGUCUGGACUUGGGAGUGCCGAGUAUUUCAUUCCGUAUCAACGGGCAGCCAGUGCAGGGCAUGUUUGAAAAUUUCAACACAGAUGGACUGUUCUUUCCUGUUGUGAGCUUCUCAGCAGGUGUAAAAGCCCGUUUCCUUCUGGGAGGACGACAUGGAGAAUUCAAGUUUUUGCCUCCAGCUGGCUAUGCUCCAUGCUAUGAAGCGCUGCUUCCAAAAGAGAAGAUGAGAGUAGAACCUGUCAAAGAGUACAAACGAGACAAUGACAAAGUCAGGGAUUUACUUGGCACAACAGAGUUCCUUUCUCAAGCUUCCUUUAUUCCUUGCCCUGUUGACACUAGCCAGAUUGUCUUGCCACCACAUCUUGAAAAAAUAAGAGACAAACUAGCAGAGAAUAUUCAUGAACUCUGGGCUAUGAACAAAAUAGAACUUGGCUGGACAUAUGGCAAGAUAAGAGAUGACAACAAAAGACAACAUCCCUGCCUUGUGGAAUUUUCAAAAUUACCAGAAACAGAAAAAAAUUAUAACCUCCAAAUGUCUACAGAAACAUUAAAAACUCUGUUAGCACUUGGAUGUCAUUUUGCUCAUGUUAAUCCAAAAGCAGAAGAAGAUCUGAAAAAAAUGAAACUUCCUAAAAACUAUGUGAUGUCAAACGGUUAUAAACCAGCUCCACUGGAUCUUACAGAUGUCAAACUGAUACCCGCCCAGGAAGCUCUAGUGGACAAACUUGCAGAAAAUGCACACAAUGUUUGGGCGAAAGACAGAAUUAGACAAGGCUGGACCUAUGGCAUACAGCAGGAUGUCAAAAAUAAAAGAAAUCCUCGCCUGGUGCCGUACGUAUUACUUGAUGAACGAACCAAGAAAUCAAACAGAGAUAGUCUUCGUGAGGCUAUUCGAACAUUUAUCGGUUAUGGAUACAGCAUUGAGCCAGCAGACCAAGAAAUGGCUGGUCAAAUUGUGGAGAAAGUCAGCAUUGACAAGAUUCGCUUUUUCCGAAUUGAGAAAUUUUAUGCUGUGAAGUCAGGAAAAUGGUACUUUGAAUUUGAAGCUGUUACUGGAGGAGAAAUGCGUGUUGGCUGGGCAAGGCCUGGAUGCAGACCUGAUGUAGAACUUGGUUCUGAUGACCAAGCCUUUGUAUUUGAUGGCAGCAAGGGAUUACGCUGGAAUCAAGGAAGUUCGUUCUUCGGUCGUAUGUGGCAGCCAGGUGACGUUGUUGGCUGCAUGAUCGAUCUAAAAGAUAAAUCAAUAAUAUUCACCCUUAAUGGAGAACUGCUGAUUACAAACAAAGGCUCAGAGCUGACAUUUGCAGAUUUUGAUAUUCAUGAUGGUUUUAUUCCUGUUUGCUGCCUUGGUCUCUCCCAGAUUGGUCGUAUGAAUCUUGGAAGGGAUGCCAGUACUUUUAAAUACUAUACAAUGUGUGGUCUCCAAGAAGGUUUUGAACCUUUUGCUGUCAAUAUGAAUCAUGAUGUCCCUAUGUGGUUCAGCAAACGGCUGCCAACUUUUGUCAAUAUUCCAGAUGAUCAUAAACAUAUUGAGGUUACAAGAAUUGAUGGAACUGUUGAUAGCCCACCAUGCUUGAAGGUCACCCACAAGACAUUUGGCACGCAGAAUAGUAAUGCUGACAUGGUGUUCUGUCGUUUGAGUAUGCCUGUGGAGUGCUAUUCCACCUUCAAACAUGGCACCAUUCAGGAAGCAGAAAGGCAAGAUUCAGAAAGCACAACUGAGAGUGCUUUUGAUGAUUCUUCUCAAAAAAAUAAACAAAGGUUCCCUUCAAAGGCACAAAAGCAAAUUGAUGAUCUUUCAGUUUCAUCUAAGAAAUCUGGAGCAGCUCCAGACAUAACCACAUUUUUCUACUCAGUCCGAGUUUUUGGAGGACAAGACCCUUCUUCUGUUUGGGUCGGCUGGGUGACUCCUGACUACCAUUGCUAUAGUAACAAAUUUGAUUUGAACAGAAAUCGUACAGUCACAGUUACACUUGGUGAUGAAAGAGGGCGAGUUCAUGAAAGCCUGAAGCGCAGUAACUGUUAUAUGGUUUGGGGAGGAGACAUAAUGAGCAGCUCUCAGAGAACAUCCAGAAGUAAUGUGGACUUUGAAAUUGGAUGCUUUAUGGACUUAGCUACAGGGACCCUUUCCUUUACAGCCAAUGGAAAAGAUCUUGGCACUUAUUAUCAGGUUGAAGCAAACACAAAAUUAUUUCCAGCUGUUUUCGUACAACCUAUGAGUCAAAACUUGUUUCAGUUUGAACUUGGCAAAAUAAGGAAUACCAUGCCUUUGUCAUCAGCAAUCUUUAAAAGUGAGCGGAAGAAUCCUGUUCCACAGUGCCCUCCUCGUCUCAAUGUACAAACCAUUACCCCUGUUCUCUGGAGCCGAAUGCCAAAUUCUUUCCUAGAUGUUGAGACUGCACGUGUUAGUGAACGACAUGGCUGGGUAGUACAGUGCCUUGAACCCCUGCAAAUGAUGGCACUUCAUAUACCAGAGGAGAACAGAUGUGUAGAUAUAUUGGAACUUUCAGAACAAGAAGAUCUCAUGGACUUUCACUCCCACACCCUGAAGCUUUACUGUGCAGUCUGUGCAUUAGGUAAUAACAGAGUAGCACAUGCACUCUGCAGCCAUGUUGAUCAGCCUCAGUUGUUGUACACCAUUGACAACCAGUUUCUUCCUGGACUUCUACGAGGUGGAUUCUAUGAUUUGUUAAUUAGUAUUCACUUAGAGUCUGCCAAGGAGGCUAGACUCAUGAUGAAUAAUGAAUAUAUCAUUCCAAUCAACAACCAAACAAGGAACAUUAAGCUUUUCCCAGAUGACUCAAAGAAACAUGGAUUACCAGGAGUGGGGCCUACUACUUGCUUGAAGCCUAACCUGAAUUUCAAUGAACCAUGUUUCAUAAGUACUAGUGAGAGCCGCUUACUGCACAGUCCAGAAAUACCAUUAGAAAUUCUGAAAUCUAAAGCUCUCAGUAUGCUAACAGAUGCAGUGCAGAGCAGUGGAAAUCACAUUAGAGACCCUGUUGGUGGAAGUGUUGAAUUUCAGUAUGUCCCCAUUCUUAAGCUAAUUGGGACAUUACUCAACAUUGGAGUUUUCAGUGAUGAUGACGUUAAGCAAAUUCUGCUUCUGAUUGAUCCAAAUGUAUUUGGGGACCAGAAAGAAGAGACUGUCGAAAAAACCGAGAAAGAAGAGGUGACAAAGAAUGAAGAAAAGGCUGUUGAAGCUGGGGAGGAAUCAGUCAAAGAAACUAAACCUCCAGUGCAAGGCUUAUUGGAAAAACGACUUCCAGAGUCUGUUAAACGCCAGAUGUGCGAGCUACUACAUUACUUCUGUGACUGUGAGCAGAAACACAGGGUAGAAGCCAUAGUGUCAUUUUCAGAUAGGUUUGUUGGAAAGCUGCAGUUUAACCAGAAGUUCAGAUACAAUGAAUUGAUGCAGGCUUUAAAUAUGUCCGCUGCUCUCACAGCCAGGAAAACAAAAGAAUUUCGUUCACCUCCUCAAGAACAAAUCAAUAUGUUGGUGAAUUUUAAGAAUGAUGAUGACUGUCCAUGCCCUGAAGAUAUUCGAGAUGAACUUUACGAGUUCCAUGAUGACCUUCUUAUGCAUUGUGGCAUUCCACUAGAGGAGGAAGAAGAGGAGGAACAGGAUACAUCCUGGAGAGGACGACUGCGAUCUCUGGUCUACAAAAUCAAAGGUCCGCCAAAGGAGUUGAAAGAAGAACCUACUGAAGAGGAAGAAAAAGCUCCAACAACUUUGAAAGAGCUUAUAUCUCAAACUAUGGUUCGCUGGGCCCAGGAAGAACACAUUCAGGACCCAGAACUGGUCAGGAUUAUGUUUAGUCUCCUCCGCAUGCAGUAUGACAGUAUUGGUGAGCUGUUAAAAGCCAUGAGAAAGUCUUAUACCAUUAGUGCUGCUUCUGUAGAAGAUACAGUCAACCUGCUGGAAUCACUUGGACAGAUCCGAUCCCUCCUAAGUGUCAGAAUGGGCAAAGAAGAAGAAAAACUGAUGAUUAAUGGUUUAGGGGAUAUCAUGAAUAACAAAGUGUUUUAUCAGCAUCCCAACCUUAUGAGAGUACUGGGCAUGCAUGAGACCGUCAUGGAAGUUAUGGUGAAUGUACUAGGUGGAGAUAAGUCCCAGAAGAUUGCUUUCCCAAAGAUGGUAGCCAGCUGUUGCAGAUUUCUAUGCUACUUCUGCCGCAUCAGUCGUCAGAACCAAAAAGCCAUGUUUGACCACCUUAGUUACCUCCUGGAAAACAGCAGUGUCGGGCUAGCCUCCCCUUCCAUGCGUGGUUCAACGCCUCUUGAUGUGGCUGCAGCUUCUGUGAUGGACAACAAUAAGCUUGCUCUGGCUCUCGAAGAACCUGACCUGGAGAAGGUGGUAAUGUAUUUGGCAGGCUGUGGGCUACAGAGCUGCCCAAUGCUAGUUGCUAAAGGCUAUCCUGACAUUGGGUGGAAUCCAAUUGAGGGAGAACGUUACUUAUCUUUCCUGCGUUUUGCUGUCUUUGUUAAUGGUGAAAGUGUUGAAGAAAAUGCUAGUGUAGUAGUAAAGUUGUUAAUUCGCCGUCCAGAAUGUUUUGGUCCAGCUCUAAGAGGAGAAGGUGGGAACGGCUUGUUGGCAGCCAUGAAUGAGGCCAUCAAAAUUUCAGAAGAUCCAGCACUUGACCUUCCAACUAUUCCCCCUGGGUACCAUAGGCAAACGAGUGCAGAAGAUGACGAAGAAGAUGAAAUAGUACAUAUGGGUAAUGCAAUAAUGUCAUUUUAUUCGGCUCUGAUUGACCUGCUUGGACGUUGUGCACCAGAGAUGCAUUUAAUCCAGGCUGGAAAAGGUGAAGCCAUUAGAAUUAAAUCUAUUCUCCGUUCACUGGUGCCAACUGAGGACCUUGUUGGAAUUAUCAGCAUACCACUUAAACUACCAACUGUUAACAAAGAUGGCACAAUCAAUGAGCCGGACAUGGCUGCAAGUUUCUGUCCUGACCACAAGGCACCUAUGGUUCUGUUUUUAGACCGUGUCUAUGGUAUUGAAAACCAAAGCUUCUUACUACACUUGUUGGAGGUUGGAUUUCUGCCAGAUUUAAGAGCAUCUGCAUCUCUUGAUACAGCAUCUCUGAGUACAACAGAAUCUGCACUUGCUCUGAACCGAUAUAUCUGCUCUGCAGUACUUCCCUUAUUAAAACGCUGCGCACCUUUGUUUGCUGGAACAGAACACUAUGGCCCUUUGAUUGAUUCUACACUCCACACAAUCUAUAGACUGUCUAAGGGUCGUUCUCUUACUAAGGCACAAAGAGAUACAAUAGAAGCAUGUUUGCUAUCCAUUUGCAGUUACUUGCGACCUGCCAUGUUACAGCAACUGCUACGUCGCCUUGUUUUUGAUGUUCCUCUGCUUACAGAAUACUGUAAAAUGCCACUCAAGUUAUUAACAAACCAUUAUGAACAUUCCUGGAAGUACUACUGUCUGCCAUCAGGAUGGAAGAACUAUGGAAUUGCAUCUGAAGAGGAGUUACAUCUGACUAAGAAACUUUUCUGGGGAAUCUUUGAGUCACUGUCUAAAAAGAAGUAUGACCCUGAGCUCUUUAAAAUGGCCAUGCCUUGUCUCAGCGCCAUUUCUGGUGCUCUGCCUCCAGACUAUGUAGACCUCAGCAUAAGUACUACUGUACAGAAACAGGCCUCUGUGGAUACUGAGGGUAACUUUGAACCAAGGCCAAUCAACACUGCCAAUCUCUCACUUCCAGAAAAGCUUGAGUAUAUCGCCAGCAAAUAUGCAGAACACCUUCAUGACAAGUGGGCAUUUGAAAAGAUACAGGGUGGAUGGAAACUUGGUGCUUCUUUGGAUGAAAAUGCAAAGACCCAUCCAUUAAUCCGGCCUUUCAAAACACUAACUGACAAGGAAAAAGAAAUUUAUCGCUGGCCAAUUAGGGAAUCCCUUAAGAGUAUGUUAGCCAUGGGAUGGACCAUUGAAAGAACCAAAGAAGGUGAGGCAAUGGCUCAACAGCGAGAAAGUGAAAAGCUCCGCAAAAUCUCCCAGUCCACCCAGAGUGAUGGCUAUACUCCAGCUCCAUUUGACAUGGCAAACGUUGUUCUUUCCAGGGAGCUGCAGGGAAUGGUUGAGGUAGUAGCAGAAAACUAUCACAACAUUUGGGCAAAGAAGAAGAAAACAGAAUUAGAAAGCAAAGGUGGAGGAAGUCAUCCUUUGUUGGUACCAUAUGACACCCUGACAGCUAAAGAAAAGGCCAGAGAUAAAGAAAAGGCCCAAGAACUGUUCAAGUUCCUCCAGAUAAAUGGCUAUGCAAUAUCAAGAGGCCAGAAAGAUAUGGAACUAGAUGCCUCAUCCAUAGAGAAGAGGUUAGCCUACAAGUUUCUACAAACACUGUUGAAGUAUGUAGAUUCUGCACAAGAAUUCAUUGCACAUUUGGAGGCCAUGGCUAGCAGUGGAAAAACAGAAAAAUCGCCACACGAACAGGAAAUCAAAUUCUUUGCUAAAAUUAUACUUCCACUGGUUGAUCAGUACUUUAAGAAUCAUCGCCUUUAUUUCUUGUCUUCCCCAACAAAAACUCUCAGCAGUAGUGGAUAUGCCUCUAACAAGGAGAAAGAAAUGGUGACAAGUCUCUUUUGUAAACUUGCUGCUCUUGUUAGACAUAGGAUUUCUCUCUUUGGAAGUGACUCUGCUACUAUGGUGAGCUGCCUACACAUCUUAGCUCAGUCGCUGGACACUAGAACUGUCAUGAAGUCUGGAGGAGAGCUGGUAAAAGCUGGACUGCGAGGCUUUUUUGAAAAUGCUGCUGAAGAUUUGGAGAAGACGUCAGAAAAUCUGAAACUUGGAAAGUUUACCCAUUCUCGAACACAGAUAAAAGGAGUUACUCAGAACAUCAACUACACCACUGUGGCCUUGUUACCUGUCCUGACUUCAUUAUUUGAACAUAUUGCUCAGCAUCAGUUUGGAACAGAUUUACUUUUGGAUGAUGUGCAAGUUUCAGCCUAUCGAAUCCUUUGCAGUCUAUACUCUCUUGGAACAGGAAAGAACAUCUAUGUUGAAAGGCAGCGACCAGCUUUAGGGGAGUGUUUAGCUGCCCUUGCAGGGGCAAUGCCAGUGGCUUUCCUUGAAUGUCAACUGAACUCUUACAAUCCCCAUUCUGUCUUCAGUACCAAGACACCUAGGGAACGAGCUAUUUUAGGUAUGCCUGAUAAAGUAGAAGAAAUGUGCCCAGACAUCCCACCGCUGGAAGGGUUAAUGAAGGAAAUUAAUGAAUUAGCAGAGUCAGGAGCACGAUACACAGAAAUGCCACAUGUUAUUGAAGUGGUUCUGCCCAUGCUGUGUAGCUACCUGUCUUACUGGUGGGAACGAGGCCGAGAGAAUAUGCCAGAAAGCUCUGGUCCUUGCUGCACUUUGGUUACAUCUGAACACCUUAGCAUCAUCUUAGGAAAUAUCCUGAAAAUCAUCAACAACAACUUGGGCAUUGAUGAGGCUUCCUGGAUGAAGAGAAUUGCAGUGUAUGCCCAGCCAAUUAUCAGCAAAGCUAGGCCUGAUUUGUUGAAAACACACUUCAUACCAACAUUAGAAAAACUGAAGAAGAAAGCAGUAAAGAUAGUCACAGAAGAGGAGCAACUGAAGGCUGAAAGUAAAAUUGACACACAAGAGGCCGAAUUACUCAUACUGGAUGAAUUUGCUGUCCUUUGCCGGGAUCUAUAUUCCUUCUACCCAAUGCUUAUUCGUUAUGUAGACAACAACAGGGCAAACUGGUUGAAAAAGCCUGAUGCUGACUCUGAUGAGCUAUUCCGAAUGGUUGCUGAAGUUUUUAUACUAUGGUGCAAAUCACAUAAUUUCAAAAGAGAAGAGCAGAAUUUUGUAGUACAAAAUGAAAUCAACAACUUAGCAUUUUUAACAGGAGACAGCAAAAGUAAAAUGUCAAAGACAGUGCACGUUAAGUCAGGGGGACAAGAUCAUGAACGAAAGAAGACCAUGAGAAGAGGAGAAUUUUAUUCCGUGCAGACCUCGCUCAUUGUCGCUGCUCUUAAAAAGAUGCUACCAAUUGGCUUAAAUAUGUGCACUCCAGGUGAUCAAGAACUGAUUUCAUUGGCAAAAACCAGAUACAGUAUGAAAGACACAGAUGAAGAAGUAAAAGAAUUUAUCUUCAACAACAUGCAUUUACAGAAGUUAGAAGAUCCAGCUGUGCAGUGGCAACUGAAUCUCUACAAAGAUGUCUUGAAGGCUGAAGAGCUUACUGAUCCCGAGAAAAUAGUGGAGCGCGUGCAGAGAAUUUCAGCAGCAGUCUUCCAUCUUGAGCAGGUUGAACAACCUUUAAGGACAAAGAAGGCAGUGUGGCAUAAACUGCUGUCCAAACAACGUAAAAGGGCUGUAGUUGCCUGUUUUCGAAUGGCACCCUUAUACAACUUGCCUAGGCAUCGCUCAAUUAACCUCUUCCUUCAGGGUUAUCAGAGGUUUUGGAUAGAGACAGAGGAAUACUCAUUUGAGGAGAAGAUAGUUCAGGAUUUAGCUAAACCAGUGCUUAAAACUGAUGAAGAGGAAGAAGAAGAAACAGAAAAAAAGCCUGAUCCCCUCCAUCAACUGAUUCUUCAUUUCAGUCGUAAUGCUCUUACGGAAAGAAGCAAAUUGGAGGAAGACCCCCUAUAUAUUGCCUAUGCAGCUAUGAUGGCAAAGAGUUGUCAAGGUGCAGAAGAAGAUGAGAAUGAUGACAAAGAAAAAACAUUUGAAGAAAAAGAAAUGGAGAAGCAGAAAAUGCUAUACCAACAAGCAAGACUUCAUGAUCGUGGGGCUGCUGAAAUGGUACUUCAAAUGAUAAGUGCCAGCAAAGGUGAAAUGGGUCGUAUGGUGGUUGCUACACUGAAGCUUGGCAUUGCCAUCUUAAAUGGUGGUAAUACUACAGUGCAACAGAAAAUGCUGGACUAUCUGAAAGAGAAAAAAGAUGCUGGGUUUUUCCAGAGCUUGUCCGGACUAAUGCAGUCUUGCAGUGUUCUUGACUUGAAUGCAUUUGAAAGACAAAAUAAAGCAGAAGGGCUUGGAAUGGUCACUGAAGAAGGCUCCCUCCUCAUCAGUGAAUGUGGUGAAAAAGUCCUACAGAAUGAUGAAUUUACACGGGAUCUUUUUAGAUUCUUGCAGCUGCUCUGUGAAGGUCAUAACAACGAUUUUCAGAAUUUCCUGCGAACUCAAACAGGCAAUACCACAACAGUCAAUAUUAUUAUAAGUACUGUUGACUACCUGCUACGCCUUCAGGAAUCCAUCAGCGAUUUUUAUUGGUACUACUCAGGAAAAGAAGUCAUAGAUGAGCCUGGCCAGCGCAACUUCUCCAAAGCUUUAGCUGUAUCAAAACAAAUCUUUAAUUCAUUAACAGAAUAUAUUCAGGGUCCUUGCAUUGGUAACCAGCAGAGUUUGGCCCACAGUAGGCUCUGGGAUGCAGUCGUUGGCUUCCUCCAUGUGUUUGCAAACAUGCAAAUGAAGCUUUCUCAGGAUGCUGGUCAAAUUGAACUGCUAAAGGAGUUACUGGAUUUGCAGCAGGAUAUGGUGGUGAUGAUGCUGUCACUACUAGAAGGCAAUGUUGUAAAUGGCACCAUCGGAAAACAAAUGGUGGACACACUAGUUGAAUCUUCUAGUAAUGUGGAAAUGAUACUGAAGUUCUUUGACAUGUUUCUUAAACUGAAGGACCUAAUAAACUCAGACACCUUUAAGGAAUAUGACCCAGAUGGGAAGGGAGUCAUUUCCAAGAAAGAAUUUCAGAAAGCCAUGGAAAGCCAGAAACAAUAUACACAAUCAGAAAUUGAGUUCCUGCUGUCGUGUACACAAGCUGAUGAAAAUGAUAUGUUUAACUAUGAAGAGUUUGAGCAGAGAUUCCAUGAGCCAGCCAAAGACAUCGGCUUUAAUGUUGCAGUUCUGUUAACAAAUCUGUCGGAGCAUAUGCCUCAUGAUUCACGCCUCCACUCAUUUUUGGAACUUGCUGAGAGUGUUCUUAGUUACUUUGAGCCAUACUUGGGACGUAUCGAAAUAAUGGGCAGUGCUAAGCGCAUUGAAAGAGUGUACUUUGAAAUUACUGAAUCUAGCAGAACACAGUGGGAGAAGCCUCAAGUCAAGGAGUCCAAAAGGCAGUUUAUAUUUGAUGUGGUAAACGAAGGGGGAGAGGCAGAAAAAAUGGAGCUUUUUGUAAACUUUUGUGAGGAUACAAUUUUUGAAAUGCAGCUAGCCUCCCAGAUCUCUGAAUCAGAGGCAACAGAAAGGAUAGAGGAAGAGGAAGAAGAGGAAGAACUUUCUUAUGCAAAAGAAACAGAUGAGGAGGAAGAGGAGGAGGAGCAAUCCUUGGAAUCAGCAUCGGCAUUUUCUAUUGCCUGUGCAGCUGUUAAAAAGAACUUUGCACACUUCUGGAAACUAUUCACUUUUAAAAAUAUUCGAAAACAGUAUAGGAAAGUAAAGAAAAUGUCCUUGAAAGAUAUGGUGAAAAUGUUUUUCUCUUUCUUCUGGAUGUUAUUUAUAGGACUAUUCCACCUUCUGUUUGGGGUAGUGUGGGGUCUCUUCCAAGUUAUUUGGAACACUGUCUUUGGAGGAGGCUUAGUUGAAGGUGCCAAAAAUAUCAAAGUGACUAAAAUUCUAGGAGACAUGCCAGAUCCCACACAGUUUGGCAUUCAUGAUGAUAUUGUUGAGGCAGAGAAGGUAGACAUUAGAGAAAACAUUGCUUCGGCUGAACUUGUGCAGUUAGUUAAAAGUGAGAAAGGAGACCUAGAGGUUCCAGAUAUAUUUGGUAUUACUCCAAAGAAAGAAGGCUCAAAGCAUGGAACUGAACCUGGCCUUGGUGAUGUGUCAGAAAUAACUGGCUCAGAUGCUCCAACCACCAUUGAAGGUGCUGUACGUAAAAAGAAGAAAGCACAGGUUGCUGAAACUAUCAAGGAUACUGAAGAAGAAGAGGCAAAGACGGAACCUGAGAAAGCAGACACGGAAGAUGCUGAGAAGAAAGAUUUUGCAAAAGAUGAACAAGUGGAGCCCUUGGUAGAGGAGAAGAAGAAAACACGAAGACGAAGACAUGGCCAGAAAGAAAAAGAAGAAGCAUUUAUGGCAAAUUUUUUUGCCGGUUUGGAAAUUUACCAAACUAAGAUACUGCAUUAUCUGGCUAGAAACUUCUAUAAUUUGAGGCUCCUGGCCUUGUUUAUUGCUUUUGCCAUCAACUUCAUCCUGCUGUUUUAUAAGGUGACUGAGGAUCCAUAUGAAGGGGAAGAAAUAGAGGAAGAAUCUAACAUAUGGGAUUUUGCCGGUGAAGAAGAUGAUGAGGAAGAAGACGAGGGAAUUGUUUAUUAUGUUUUACAAGAAAGCACAGGUUACAUGGCACCGACACUUCGAAUUCUUGCUAUUAUACACACCAUCAUCUCCUUCUUGUGUAUUAUUGGUUACUACUGCCUGAAGGUACCACUUGUUAUAUUUAAACGGGAGAAAGACAUUGCUCGAAAACUUGAGUUUGAUGGCCUUUAUAUCACUGAACAGCCAUCUGAUGAUGACAUCAAAGGACAGUGGGAUCGGCUGGUCAUAAAUACACCGUCUUUCCCCAAUAACUACUGGGACAAGUUUGUUAAAAGAAAGGUAAUCAAUAAAUAUGGUGACCUCUAUGGGGCUGAACGUAUUGCUGAACUCAUGGGCUUGGACAAAAGUGCACUGGACUUCAGCCCAGUUGAGGAAACACAGCCAAAGGAGGCAACUCUAAUGUCUUGGUUGAGCUCCAUUGAUACAAAAUACCAAAUCUGGAAGCUUGGAGUUGUUUUCACUGACAAUAAUUAUUUGUACUUAGCCUGGUAUACAACCAUGUCCAUUCUUGGCCAUUAUAACAACUUCUUUUUCGCUGCUCACUUGCUGGAUAUUGCAAUGGGUUUCAAGACACUUCGAACAAUCUUGUCAUCAGUCACUCACAAUGGCAAGCAGUUGGUACUGACCGUGGGUCUUCUGGCUGUGGUGGUCUACCUGUACACUGUAGUGGCUUUCAACUUCUUCCGUAAAUUCUACAAUAAGAGUGAGGAUGAGGAUGAGCCAGAUAUGAAAUGUGACGACAUGAUGACGUGUUACUUGUUCCACAUGUAUGUGGGAGUCAGAGCUGGUGGUGGUAUUGGAGAUGAGAUUGAAGACCCUGCUGGCGAUCCUUAUGAAAUGUACAGAAUUGUCUUUGAUAUCACUUUCUUCUUCUUUGUCAUUGUCAUCCUUCUGGCCAUCAUACAAGGUUUGAUUAUUGAUGCCUUUGGUGAACUGAGAGACCAACAAGAACAAGUCAGAGAAGACAUGGAGACCAAAUGCUUCAUAUGUGGAAUUGGUAAUGAUUACUUUGACACAACGCCGCAUGGAUUUGAAACUCACACGUUACAAGAGCACAACUUAGCAAACUACUUGUUCUUCCUGAUGUAUCUAAUUAACAAGGAUGAAACAGAGCAUACAGGCCAGGAGUCGUUUGUGUGGAAAAUGUACCAGGAACGCUGCUGGGAUUUCUUCCCUGCUGGAGACUGCUUCAGGAAACAGUAUGAAGAUCAACUCAGUUAAACCAUCUACAAACCAGUUCACAAGUGAACUGAUAGUGCAUCUAAAAGAUGCAUACAAUUGAAACUGAAAGCACAUAUCUAAACUGAGCUGCAGCAUUAUGGCACAAACCUGGAAAGCAUCAGCUUUAUGAAAGAACAUGUUACAUUAAGAAAAGCAAAGUACUGUCUUAUCUCAGAGAAGUAAUUUAGGUCAUUGUAAGGUUCAGACAAAAUCUUUCAAUUACCCUGAAUCUUAAAUAUCUCUGGACUAUUUUAUAUAAAAUACAAAAAAAGGUGACAAAACCAACACAUAAUUGACUUAUGAUCUUCCCAGCAUCCAGCACAUUACUUUAUAUAACUGUGAACAUAAUUAUCUUGUAUCUGUUUGCAAAACUACACAAACACCUAUCUGACAAAAGAGCUUGAUAGGGCUGUUAUAAAAACCUUUGAAUUGCACAAGUAAUGGAAUUUACUGGGAUUUGAAUGCUAGUUACUUAACUGCAUCACUGAAGAAUGACACACCUUGAAAAAUGGAAAAGGACACACUGUUGUGAGGUUAGCUUUUUUACCAGGCUUCUGCAGUCAUAUCUGUAUUCAUAUGUAUGUGUGUAUACAUAUAUAAAAAUAUGAUAACAGGUUAACGUGUAUGAAGUCAGUUUGAAGACUGAACUUCAUUCACUGUGUUAACAGCUAUAGUGAGAUAACAAAAAAGUGCCUUAACAUUCUUUAGAAAAGCUAUGCAAAAGAAAAAUGUUUUAGUACAUUAGCAUUACAGAAUGCCUUGGUUCCCUUAAGAUGCUCUCUAAAUUAGAAUGUUUGCAGCUUUUGUUUUACUUUGUCUUAAUGUAAAAAAAAAAUUAACAUUAAUAAGAUCCAAAUUCCCACAGCCACUCCAAAGCUGCUAUAAUUACAAACUUCGCUUUUAGUUUAAUGUAUUUAAAUUCUUAAUACUUAUUUAAAUAUGAUGGACUCAAGUGUAAUAUAUGGACAUAUGUAUGCAGUAAGGCUGCUAAUUUCCUGCAUUUUAUUUUCCUUAAAUAUUACGUUCACUGCAAUAAAUGACAUUCUGUGCCUCAUGGUAUUUAAUAACUGUUCUCUUAUUAAUUUAGAAAUGUAUUUAUUUCUUCCCUAAGACAGUAUAAGCACAAUGAAAAUAAGCUGUACUGUAACUGUAAAAUAGGAGUGCAAUGGCCCGUUUGUCAUGAGCUGCACAGUUUUAAAUUAAAAUAAAGGCAAUUAAAACUA
Molecule: messenger RNA, 16026 nt
Organism: Protopterus annectens (West African lungfish)
Lineage: Eukaryota; Metazoa; Chordata; Ceratodontiformes; Protopteridae
Gene: RYR3
Product: ryanodine receptor 3
Exons: 104
Coding region: 77-14803 (4908 amino acids)
Biological process (GO): intracellular calcium ion homeostasis; calcium ion transmembrane transport
Cellular component (GO): sarcoplasmic reticulum membrane; smooth endoplasmic reticulum; Z disc
Molecular function (GO): ryanodine-sensitive calcium-release channel activity; calcium ion binding; protein binding
Source: RefSeq, a predicted model, not a curated record